GCACCCACGCGGCUCCAGUCCACCAUCGAACGACAACGACCCCAGCAGCCAGCGGAGCACUCGGUAUAAAAUCACGCCUUCUCCUUAUCGUUCUCGAGGCCAGCCAAACCCAAACCAAGAACCUGAUCAAUCAACUUCAGUCCCGUCCGUAGGAGGGUUUUGAAAAGCCAACGUACACCUCUGAGAGAGUUCAACCGGAGCCUGAAUGGCAACGCCCAAGCUGUCCCCGGUCUCGCCGGUGCGGCAGGACGGCAACGACAAGCCGUGCGCGCCAUCCUCCCCCUCCUCCUCCCCGUCGACCGUUCUGAGUGCGCAGGACGCGUACGAGCAGCACCUGCGCCUGCCGGAGCUGUCGAGCCUGUGGACGGCCGGAUGCUUCCCGGAGUGGGCGGGCGAGGGCCUGGUCAAGCCGGCGCUGCAGGCGCUGGAGGUCACCUUCCGCCUCGCGUCCCUGGCGCUCUCCGACCCGCGCGGGCACGCCGGCCGCCGCGAGCUCGCGCGCCGGCUGGAGUCCCUCGCGGCGCGGGAGGUGGAGCUGGUGUCGGCGCUCUGCGAGGGCGACGGCCGGGGCGCGCCGCUCGCCGAGCUGAGCGCCUCCGGGGGCGUGCUCCCGCGGGAGCGCAGCGCGUCCGAGGUGGUGGUGUGGCAGCUGCCCGGGAGCGCCGCCGCGGUCGUGUGCCGGGCCAGCGAGGCCAGCCUGCUCCCGCGCCUCGCCGCGUGGGAGAAGUCUGAGGCGCUCGCGGCCAGGAUCACGUACGCCGUCGAGGGCCAGAUGCAGGGCUGCGCCUUCACGCUCGGCCUCGGCGAGCCCAACCUCGCCGGCAAGCCCGUGCUCGAGUACGACCGCGUCGUGCGCCCGCACGAGCUGCACGCGCUGAAGCCCGACCCUGCGCCGGAGCCCAUGUCCGGCUACCGCAACCGGGAGCUCGAGACUCUGUUCACCAUGUACCAGAUACUCGAGUCCUGGCUCCGCGUCGCGUCGCAGCUGCUCACCCGCCUCGACGAGCGGAUCGAAGACAAGUGCUGGGAGGCGGCGGCCGGCGACUGCUGGAUCCUGGAGCGCGUGUGGAAGCUGCUCGCGGACGUCGAGGACCUCCACCUGCUGAUGGACCCGGACGAGUUCCUACGGCUCAAGAGCCAGCUCGCCGUACGAGCGGCGCCGGGGUCUGAGUCCGCGUCCUUCUGUUUCCGGUCCACGGCGCUCCUGCACGUCGCUAGCGCCACUAGGGACCUCAAGAAGCGUGUGCCCUGGGUGCUCGGUGUCGAGGCGGACCCCAGCGGCGGCCCACGGGUGCAGGAGGCGGCCAUGAAGCUGUACCACAGCCGUAGGCGCGGUGAGGGCGAGGAGGCAGGCAAGGUGGACCUGCUCCAGGCCUUCCAGGCGGUGGAGGUGGCCGUGAGAGCAUUCUUCUUCGGGUACCGGCAGCUGGUGGCGGCGGUGAUGGGCACGGCGGAGGCGUCGGGCAACCGGGCGCUGUUCGUGCCGGCGGAGGAGAUGGAUCCGCUCGCCCAAAUGUUCCUGGAGCCGCCAUACUACCCUAGCCUGGACGCCGCCAAGACGUUUCUAGCGGAUUACUGGGUUCAGCUUCAGCAGAUGGCGGAGGCCUCUGCUCCGUCAAGACAAAGCUGAAACGGCGAAAUGGCACGGCUGAGCCACCGAAUCGCGCAGUUUUGCAGGACUGAAGAUACUAUGCAUGCAUUUCGUUGGGGCCUUUUGCCCUUGUGGUGAAUGGUGAUAGAGUGAUUCAUUUCUAUAGCGAUCAUGUACUAUUGCAGUACAUGUCGCACUAGAAUACUAGAUUCUCUUACUAUCGUUGUGCACUGCGUUGUACGUGUUGUGUUCUACGUAGAUAUAGAUUGAUUCAGUUAGAUGUCAUUUGUAUUGCCAAGUAGGUCAAUUGGAUAUGGAACUUUUGUAAAUACCGAAAUACUGUUGUUGAGCACCGUGUA
Molecule: messenger RNA, 1950 nt
Organism: Zea mays
Lineage: Eukaryota; Viridiplantae; Streptophyta; Magnoliopsida; Poales; Poaceae
Exons: 1
Coding region: 206-1630 (474 amino acids)
Biological process (GO): defense response
Molecular function (GO): metal ion binding; heme binding
Source: RefSeq, a predicted model, not a curated record